This is a messenger RNA of Centrocercus urophasianus (Greater sage-grouse), 2027 nucleotides long. Its product is annotated as histone deacetylase 7-like. Lineage: Eukaryota; Metazoa; Chordata; Aves; Galliformes; Phasianidae. The record is from RefSeq and is a predicted model, not a curated record. Gene Ontology annotation, molecular function: histone deacetylase activity. Gene Ontology annotation, biological process: chromatin organization. The transcript is spliced from 10 exons. Bases 425 to 1255 code for a protein of 276 amino acids. Gene Ontology annotation, cellular component: histone deacetylase complex.
CGAGCGUUUUCUCAGUCACUCCUUCUAGCCCCUGGGUGCAGGGUGAGUUGCUCCACGUGCAGAGCUUUUCCUGGGGAACAGGGCGAGGAGCUGUUACCCUGACUGCAGUCCCCAAGUGGCCACCGUGGAGCUGAGGAGCUUGCCCCAUGUGUGCAGGGUGGCCCAGACUUCAUCCUCUGAGCAGGGUGACUGGCAGAGAGUGUGGCUUCCCCAGCUCAGGUCCCCUGUCCCCAUCCCUGUCUGACUGUUCCCUUGCUUGCAGGUGGACAGUGAUACCAUCUGGAAUGAGCUGCAUUCCUCCAAUGCAGCCCGCUGGGCCGCAGGCAGCGUCACCGAGUUGGCCUUCAAAGUGGCCAGCAGGGAGCUGAAGAAUGGUUUUGCUGUGGUGCGGCCGCCCGGACAUCACGCAGAUCCAUCCACUGCCAUGGGGUUCUGCUUCUUCAACUCGGUGGCCAUUGCCGCCAGGCAGCUGCAGCAGAAAGGGAAACUCAACAAGAUCCUCAUAGUGGAUUGGGAUGUUCACCACGGCAAUGGGACCCAGCAGAUCUUCUACAGGGACCCCGAUGUUCUCUACAUCUCUUUGCAUCGUCACGACGAUGGAAACUUCUUCCCUGGCAGCGGGGCUGCUGAUGAGGUUGGUGCUGGCCCUGGUGAGGGAUUUAAUGUCAACAUAGCCUGGACUGGAGGCCUUGACCCCCCCAUGGGUGACCCUGAGUAUCUGGCGGCUUUCAGGACAGUGGUGAUGCCAAUCGCACACGAAUUCUCCCCUGAUGUGGUGCUGGUAUCAGCUGGCUUCGAUGCAGCUGAUGGCCACCCACCACCCCUGGGCGGCUACAAAGUCUCUGCUAAAUGUUUUGGCUACAUGACCAAACAGCUGAUGAGCCUGGCUGGGGGAGCCAUCGUCCUGGCACUGGAAGGAGGCCACGACCUCACAGCCAUCUGCGAUGCAUCCGAAGCCUGCGUGUCAGCCUUGCUGGGCAAUGAGCUGGACCCUCUCCCAGAAGAAAGCAUGCGGCAGAAGCCCAAUGCCAACGCCGUGCGCUCCUUGGAAGCGGUGAUCCAGGUCCAGAGUAAAUACUGGGUGGCUGUGCAGCGCUUCGCCUCCAAGCUGGGCUGCUCCUUCCUGGAGGCUCAGCACCACGAGGCAGAAGAGGUGGAGACGGUCACAGCCUUGGCCUCCCUCUCGGUGGCUGUGAUGGUGGAGAAGAGGCCACAAGAUGAGCCUAUGGAGGAGGAGGAGCCCAUGAACCAGUGAUGAGCGGUGAUGUUCUCUGCUCCCCUGCUUCCAGGACGUGGUUGGACUCUUCCUGAGCCCAGUGCUCGCUCUUCACUCCUGGCUUCCCAUUUGCCACUCACUCCCUGAGUCACAGUCCUGAAGGGGGCUGGACCUUUGGCUGCCACGCAUCCAAGAAAGGAUGCUCCUGCAGCCACCCUGGAGAUGGCCUCCUGCUCGGGACAGAUGGAAAACAUCAACCUCCCUCUGCACAGCACGGUGCUGCCAUCCUACACUGUGCCUGCAAUCAAUCCCCAACCUUCAGAACCUGAAAUCUUUCUUGGGGAUGUGCAAGAGGCCGCCGGCCCUCUGGUGCAGACCUGCCCUUCUCCUGAGAUCUUCCUCAUGUUUGGGGAACGGGUGGGUGUUGGGAUGGAUGUUGUGGCCACACCAUCAGAACUGCACCCAGAGCUCAUCUGCAGUCAGCUGUGCCUUGGAGCAGCAGCCCUCUGUCUUGCUUGAGAGGGACAGGCUCUCAAAGGCCUCCCCAGUGCUCCUCUUCCUCUCCGGUAGGGUACAAGGUGGGAGCAAGAGUGCCAGUGCUAUGGGCUGUGACCUCGUUCUGCACAGGAAGGGUUUGGAAAGCAUUGGAUGAUGCACCCAUUGCUUUGCAGCUGGGGAAGAGCAAAGGCUGGAGUGCCUGCAGUGCCCAGGAUUGCACCCGUGGGACAUCUUAACCACUAACCAGAGAGCAAACCCUCUGGUGCUGGGGCUCUGAUUUGCACUAUAUACAUAUGAGAUGUGCUAAUGUGAA